Micropterus dolomieu (smallmouth bass) is the source of this 1555-nucleotide messenger RNA. RefSeq names its product methyltransferase like 23 (gene mettl23). Gene Ontology annotation, cellular component: nucleus; cytoplasm. NCBI's taxonomy places the organism in Eukaryota, Metazoa, Chordata, Actinopteri, Centrarchiformes, Centrarchidae. The coding region runs from base 719 to 1423 and encodes 234 amino acids. The transcript has 5 exons. The record is from RefSeq and is a predicted model, not a curated record.
ACAGGUCGAAAGUCUCAUGAUAACCGUGUUUAGUCCAGUCUAAUGAGUCUUUCAGUUCGGGUCUGGCGCUCCGUUUCGCCUCUUUAAUCCUCUUCUUACUCUUAUGGUUCAUUCCUCCUCCUGGCUUUUAAAAGAGUGUUGUCGCUGCUCAGCUAGCUAUCGAGCUAACCUGGAGCUACCACAGAGACGCAUUCACUAGCCUGCACCGGGCUAGCUACGCUGCUCGGACAGCCUCGCUUUAUUUAUUUGCUUAAGAUAAUAAGCCCAAAAUAGGCGGGUAAUGUGUAGAACCCGUCCUCAGAUCUUUACCAACAAAUGUGAGAUCACUUUUAAAAUCUGCCUCGACGGUACAGUUUCGUUAACAGACAACAAGAGAAGCUAACUGGCUGGCAGGGGGACACAAUGCUUGUGCAAUUGAUUGACAGCUACAGCGCCCGCCUCUGUUGCUGGAAUACAAAGCCGAUUGGCCACAGCGCCCUCAAAGGCAAAUCGUUGAUUGGAUGUAAUGUAGCAGAAGCCUUCCCGCCGGGCAUUUACGUAGAUUUGAUUGGCUGUUAAGGCGUUGUGUUUGGGUCGAUGCGGAAAUAGACGUACGCGUUCUGCUAGUGAUAUAAUAUCAAUAAAAAAUGUCGAUAAAGUUUUUUAAUGUGAAUUUCUCAUUAAAAUCAUAGCGGGCGAUUUAAUUAUGUAAUGUCAGACGAUUUUAUUAACCCGCAAAAUGGACGACAGUGGAACCGAAACACCUAGAAUAGCUUACAAAGUUUUCACGUUUGAAGAAAGCAAGAAAGACACAGAGGAGUCACUGUCUGUCUGCAUACCAGAGGUACUCGACCCACACUAUGGCAUGUAUGUGUGGCCUUGUGCGGUGGUGCUGGCACGGUAUCUGUGGGCACGAAGAGAAGAGCUGAGAGACAAGACAGUGCUGGAGAUUGGUGCAGGUGUGAGUCUGCCAGGUGUGGUGGCGGGGAAGUGCGGUGCAAAGGUGAUCCUGUCAGACAACGCUACGACUCCACAGUGCCUGGAGAACUGCAGGCGCAGCUGUGAAGCCAACGGCCUCCGUGACGUGGAGGUGCUGGGACUCACCUGGGGGGAGAUCUCGCCGGAUCUCGUUCUGCUUCCUGAGCUGGACGUCAUCUUGGGGUCGGAUGUUUUCUACGAGCCACAAGAUUUUGAAGAUGUCCUCGUGACUGUUGCUUAUCUUCUAAGAAAGAACCCCAGAGCCCAGUUCUGGACCACAUACCAAGAGAGAAGUGCCGACUGGUCGAUUGAAGCGUUGCUCCACCGGUGGAAGCUGAGUUGUGUUGACGUUGAGCUGGAAAGCUUCGAUACGGAUAAACCUGAGCUGGCUGAAUCAGCUCCGCCGGGCAGCUACAGCGUCCAGAUGAUGAUCAUAACGCUGAAGACGGAGGACGCUGGGCCGUAAUUACAGACUAAAUGUCGGUCAUUGUCAUCGGUGGUUACAGGAGCCACCAAAACUCUCAUCGUAGACGGAAGGUGGAGAAAAUAAAUGAGUGAAUGUUAAACAUGACAUUAAACCUUUCAGCUGCAUGUUGAA